CGCCUUGAUUUUUGACUGAUGCCCCGACUGAUGCUUGAAUUUUCUUGCAACAUUAUCAGCGCAGAGCAUUUACCCGGUAUGAUAACACGUACGGUAUACCGUAUGUCAUGUACGUGGUAUAUACGGUACUCCAUCCCAGGCUUGAGCUUCUUUGAGCUGCAAAAUGUAUAUGAUAUGACGGCAGCGCGAGCUAGGGGAUCAAUUUUUAGGUGCAAACUGAUGUUUGAUUUCUUCAUGUUUUCUGGUAGAGACUUGAUGUAGACAAUGGCAGCAGCUGCAGAACCCCCUCUGGUGUGCUUAGAAAGCAAAGGUGGGUCACCAGAGGUCAACAGAAAUGGGCAAGAAAGAGUACAUGUAGCAGAGAACUUUGGAAAUGAUCACUUAAAAAACAGAGAGGACACCCUCAAUCAUCAAACUUCAUCCAAGAAAAGUAGAGGGAAAAAACGUCAAGGACGACGAAAAGAUAGAGCAAGUAGUAAUGGGAUCCAUGAACUUGAUGAUAAGGUUGAAACAAAGUUUGUUGAAAGUAAAACCACUACCAAAGAAUCAAAGAGGACUUGUCAAUCCGACAACCAUCUUAAUCAUCAAAGUCACAAUCAUGUGAUCAGUGAACCUUUGAAUGCUCUUACGCAAAUGGUUGAGAAAUUAGGAGUGCAGGAUGGCAUUGCCCCCCAGAUGGAACACUCCCACACAGUUGUUGAUGUGCCUUCGGAUGCAGCGUGCCAGGAUGGUGAUAUAGACGAGUCGCUCACGGAUGCAAAAUGCAACUCAGACGAUGAUGAGGAUGAUGCUGACUUGGAACUGCCAUCCUCACUAUCAGACUUUGUCCUUGGUUAUCAUGAAGACUACCACUAUGCCCUUACAAAGCUUCCUCCCAAUGAUGAAGACAUUGAUACAAUACCACUAGAUGAUUCAAAUAGCUGUGUAAGAUUAGUACCCUAUGAAUCAGAACUGCAAAUGCCUGAUAUCAUAAGACUAAUAACAAAGGACUUAUCAGAGCCUUACUCCAUAUACACUUACAGAUAUUUCAUCCACAAUUGGCCAAAUCUAUGUUUCUUGGCUAUGCAUGGUUCAACUUGUGUAGGAGCUAUUGUGUGUAAGCUGGAUGUACACAAAAAGAUGGUCAGACGAGGCUACAUUGCUAUGUUAGCUGUAGAUGAGGAAUAUAGGAAAAGGAAAUUAGGUUCAAGUCUUGUCAAGAAAGCAAUCCGUGCAAUGGUGAGAGGAGAAUGUGAUGAGGUGGUUCUAGAGACAGAGAUCACCAACAAGCCUGCCUUGCGUCUUUAUCAAAACCUUGGCUUUGUGAGAGAUAAGAGACUAUUUCGCUACUAUCUUAAUGGUGUGGAUGCACUAAGACUCAAACUCUGGCUACAAUGAGAGCAUUAUAAUACCUGCAACUUUAGCAUUGUAGUUGUAGCUACGCAACCACAUUGGCAACCAUACAGCAAGACAUGUUACGUGUUGCUGUCAGUACCUCAUGAGCAUGUAGAAGGCUUCCAGAUCCAUCGUUAUCGCAAACUUUGUACCCGCUGCAUGAAUAGGAAAUUGGUAUGCACUUUGUGACAAAACUGAAUGGUUUUACAUGCAUUUUAACACAGAAUUGGAGCACGAUUUCCAGAGGACAUCAGAAAUGCAUAUAAACUCGCAAUUUCAAGAAAUUUUGCUGGUUGCAUUACCAUGAUUAUAAGUGUAAUAAUAAUAUUGAUGGUAAUGACUUACAUUUAUAAAAUGCCCUGUAAAAGUUAACUUUAAAAAACACAAAGGAUAAUCAUUCUUUUUUCUUGAAAGUUUGUGUUUUUAAUUGUUCUACAUUUACAUGUUUUUUAGUUAAGCACUGCUGAACAAACAACUGGCAUCAAUUUUGAUCAGAUUUAUUUUAAACACCACCUAGGACAUUAAAAAAUGUGUAUGUUGUUUCACUUUUAAAAUUAAAUACAAAAGGACAUAUUCUUCAUCGUUAAUCAUUGAUGGAAAAUAUAGCCCUACUGGUUCUAAACCUUUCAAUAGGAUUUUCAUCCCAAAUGAUUUUCCUGAUUUCUAUUGGCAAUUCUUAAGGUGCAAAUAGAUAAAUUAUGAACUAGCGUUAUAACAUAACUGGCAGCUGAAAUUUAUAUAGUCUGAAGGAAAUGUACUGAUAAAACAAGAUUGCUCAUAUUCUAAUCUUAUUCACAGUGUAAAACCAUGGCACCACUUGACAUGAGCUUUGAUGUGUGGUACACUCACAAUUAUUCCCAGGUUUAAAUCCAAAUUAAAUGAAAAAUUUAUUCUACAUUUCUAUGAAAUGCCUUGUUUCAAUAUCUCCAAUACAUUCAUCUUUCAUGAAAAAGAUAAUGUACCAAAGAUUCAAAGGAAUUUAUUGGAAAUCUUUCAUCAUCCUUCUCAUUUCACAAAACUCAUUCUUGUGACAAAUUUUCACUACAGUAUUAGUGUAUUUGGUAAAUGAGUUGGUAGCUGGUGCUUCAUAAGUCUGAAGUUAUCCUAGGGUUUACUAGACCAAUUCUUUGAGAAUAUCACCCAAUGUCAGAGAAAUCUAUAUUUUAUUUCAUGUGAACAUUAUUAUCAGCUUUUCAUAAACCAUACAAAUAAAAUAUAUUCUACCAGACAUAACAGACAGUGCUGUUCCAUGUACCAAUUCUUAUCCACCAGGUUCCUUUGAAAAUGAAUUUUGCCCUAGCCUUUUGGAUAGGUAUUAUCGAAAAGUUUCAUGAACACUUUGCCUGGUCAUGUGUAUGCUCCCCACAGAUGAUUUGUUUAGAAUCUUCCUCAUGAAUUUAUAAUGAUACCAUGGUAAUUAUUACCAGGUGGUUUUCGUCCUGCCUUUGUGGCAUAAGCAAGACAUAGAUAAGAUGCCUCUUUUCUGAUGGUCGCAUUGAUGUCAGCAUUGAAAAUCUUAACCUAUGAGUACAUUAUGUUCUUUAAAUGUUAUAACUCAUGAAACAUGAACAUGGUAAUCAAGUGUGACUGGUCAUUUAGCAUCCAUUAAGGAUACAAAAGGAAGGUCAAUGAUCAUUUGAGGUCAAUAUACUGCAAUUUCCAAGAACCCAACAUUUAGUUUUCUCUAAUCAGCCAUUUGAUUUAUCCUAUUCUUUUCAUCUCCCAUUGAUUUUGUACCUAAGGAGUAUCAAUUGCCGUCAUGAGAGUAAAAUAAAAUGUCAGUUCAUUUCAGGUCAAAGACCGAGAUGCAAACACAUUUUCUCAUUUGAAAAGUAAAUGAUCAAAUCCAUUCGUUUUCAUAUUCACUUCAAGCAGGUACAAUGUCUCUAUGAAUCUUCUCACUUUAUAAGAAGAAGAUGAACUUCGCUAAAAUUCACAACCUGGUUAUCACAUGGGCACUACAAGGGGAAGACGGGAGAGUUAAUAUAGGGCGUAAUGAAACACUUGGGGAGAGCGCCCGAUAGCCUUGACUAAAGUAGACAGUUGCGUAGCGCCAUGUUUGGUUGUGUACAAACAUAUAAGAGAAAUGGCAAAGGGGUGAAGGAAUAUACGAUUUUUACAUUUUUUUUCUUUCAAUUUUUUGUUCUAAAAUUGGAAAUGAAUAUAUCUUAGAGGUUUCUGGGAAAGAAAAGGUGGAAUUACCCCCAUGCACCGCCCUUGUGCUCUCUCUCUCUCUCACUCUCAUUUUCCCCAUAUGUUUUAUACAUACAUGUAGCCACUUUCACUCUGUGAAGGUUUACUCACUCAAUGCUUGUUGGCGCCCUUCCCCUUGAGCGAAAUUGAGAAUCUCAAAAAAUCGCCGAAGAUGUCCAGUCUUCCCCCUUGUACUGUCUUUGGUUAUUAUAUACGUUGUAUGAGAAAAGCGUAGCCUUUGUUUUGCACCGAGUUGCAAUUUGUGAUUAGGCAUGAAUGAUUAAGAAUCAUUAAAUGCAAUAGUGCAGAUUAUCAGACCUGUGAGCAUUAAAGUGCAACUUGCAAUGAUUCAGUGACCAUGACUUUUUUCUUCUUUUGUCAUGGAGAUGAGAUUAAAGCCUUCCAUUUCUGUUGAUAUUACUCAUUUUGACAGAUUUAUUGUAAAACAUUAAUCUAAUUACCAACCCCUGUACAAAAGACAAUGGGUCACGGUAGUAAAAUAUUUAUUUGUUUAAAAACAUUUACAAUAUAAGUAAUUCAUAUUUGAAAUACCAAGAAUUUUAUAUCAAAUGACUGGAUAUUUCAUCUAUUAAAAAAAAGAAGAAAUAAAUCAUGAUCAUUGAAACAUGUGCUAAUAAUGUUUAACCUAUCUCAGCAAGGUCCGGAAAUAUGCAUUACUACAUUUAAUGAUUCAUAAUCAUUCAUGCAUGAUUGAUCACAAUUAGCCACUAGUUAAAAAACAGAGGCUAUACUUUUCUCUUUCAUUUAUAUGCAAUUCUUUCGACUUUAUGAACUGCUUAUUUAUGAAGGACAGGUUGGAAAAUUUAUUUGUUCCAUCAUAUUUCAUCUUUUCCUUUUACAGUGAUUUAGGUGUACGUAUAAUUCCUUGGGACACUUUACUUGUACUAGUAUAUAAGGAAAAUAUGUCUGAAGUAUAUGUAAAAAUGAUAUGUACAUAUUUUCAGAUACUAAUCGGAUUAUAUUCAAAGGGUGAACAAAAGAAGAAGAUAAUUUCACAAAGUCAAUAUUGCUGCUAUAUAGAUAUCCAUAAUGCAGGCAAAACUGCCAGGUAUAAACUAAUGCAGCUUCUGGUUGAUAAGGAAGGAUGAUUUUUAUUAUAGGGGAAUUUCACCCUGAAGAAAAGUUUGUUGUCAAAAUAGCAGAAUAAUAAAAAAAUAUUGGUGAAUUUUUGAGGAAAAUCCAUUAAAGAUUAAGAAAGAUAUUAGAAUUUUAAGUUUUAGAUUUGUGAUGUCAUAAACGAGCAGCUGCCCAUAAGUUAUACAGUGCGUAUCAAAAAAAAGUUUACACUUAGAAAAGAACCUGUAAAAUUAUACAUUUGUAAUAUCCUGAAGCUUUUUCCACAUUUUAACAUUGGUACAGAUCCAUUUAAGCAAAUGACGAUAAAACUGUUGAAAAAUAUUUCCGCUUGAGUGAGCACCACUUUUGAAAAGUUAGUGAAAAAUGAUUUGCACAGAACUUUGAAAUAGUUAUGCGAAUAAAAGUAGACCUUAAUCAUGAAGAACACGUGGAAUUUAGCUAGUAAAAUUGAUUUGAAGAUAUCUUUUACCUUUUUUACUUGUUUCCUUUCCCAAAACACUUCGAAGAGUGCAUUGCGCGCCACCCCACUCCCCCAUGCACCGAGGCCAUCAUGACGAUAUUUACUUUACACUGAGCUGUGAUUUACAUGAAAUGGCUUGAUUUUCAUUUUGUUAAUCAUUGUCAAGCUUGGAAAAAGUGUGGAGAAACAAGUAUUAAAUGAAAAAUGAAAUGUAAACCCACUUUAAAUGAUAAAAACUUAGUGAAAAAAUACUGGAGAUGUCUGAUAUAAACUUUUGUUGAGAUUCAGUUGUCCUCAGAUCCAGCUGGCACAAAAAGGGUAAAGGUUGUGCUUACUAAGUGUUGAAAUUUCAAUUUGGGUGGCAAAAUUGUUACAAAAUGCUUGAAUGUAUCCGUUUUAUUUUAAUUGACUAAAAGUGCAAGGGAAAUGUAUGAGAAAUGUUUCGCAGGGUAAGUUUGAUUUCACCCUUUCCCCUUGACACAGCGUGAAAACAAGCAUUUCUGCGCAAACAGAUUUCUGCGAGCUUUACAAAAAUGGACAGGGCUCACUCAAGUGUAACAUUCUGUCAAAACUUUUGCUUUCAUUGGAUAUAUGAGACCCAAACUCAAGAUAAUAUGUGAAAAAAUUACCCACAUGUAUAUUUUUUAAUUCCCAGGGCUUUUUCAAAGUGUAAACUUUUUUUUAUAUGCACUGUAUAAUAUAAAAUGCAUAAAUUUCAAUUUUUGAAUGGUUCAUGAUUACUUAUUUUUGUUUUUUUCUUAGGAACAGGUAUGAAAUCAUUUGUCUAUUGAAAUACUGAAGGUACAGUAAUAAUCAUUUUCUGAGAAAUUGACAUGUCAUUGAUUUCUAACCAUAAGCUAUGUAAGAAAGCUGCUUGCAUAUGACAUCACAAAUCAAAGGAUUAAAAUUCUAACUUUUUUAUUCUCUGGUGGAUUUUCCUCAAACCUUCAGCAAUUUUUUUUUUUUUGUUGUUGCUAUUUUUACAAUCAACUUUUUGUCAGUGUGAACUUCCCCUUUAACAAAAAAUGAAGUUUAUUGUAGUUCCACUAUCAGCAUUUCCCCUGCCAGUUAUGUAUAAUUGAGAUAUAGUUAUGAGGUGUUUUUUUUUUUAAGUUAAUACCUUCUGAUAUUUUUUUUCUUUUCAUUGUGGUGGUUCCUUAUAAGAUAUUAGCAUUAUUCUCCACUAAAAUUGAAUUGAAGAACAAAAUUUUAUCUAUGCAUGAUCUUUCAACAAAUUUCCUCUAAGUACUAAAACUGGAAAUACAAAUUUACAAAUGAAGACAUGUUAAUACUCAUUAAGACAAGAAAUGUGAUAUCUUGAUACAUGUAGAUGAUAGCUAUAUUUUCUGCAAAAUUGAAUUUUGAAUGUCAAUAAUGUUGAAUACAAGCAUGGGAGAAUGUUAAUAAUAUUUUGGAAUGUUAAUAAUGUUGAAUACAAGCAUGGGAGAAUGUUCAUUGUAUGCAUUUUUGUAUCAUCUCCACUUAAUGCUAAUCAGAUUGAUAAUAUAUAAUUGAUUUACUCUAAUAUACUACCAAAUUCAUAUUUUCUCUUGAUAAGAAUAGAACAGCAAAGAUAUUAAGCGGAAGUAUUUACAUCAAGAUAAUAAAUGUUUGUAUUUUUGAUAAUGUGAAUGCUCUGUUUGAUAUUUUCUUGAACAGGUAUUCUUGUGGUGUACCAUUAGGACUUUUUAAAUUUUUCUUCACCCAUUAUAUUUUUAUGAUGACCAUUCUGUCAGUUUUCUUUGACGAGUUGAUUUCACUAUUUUACUUCAGACUGUGUAGAGACGCGUCUUGAGACGGUGAUUGUGUCUUGUGUCUCGGACACAAGUGUUUCUAACUUAGUCUUUGACUUGUCUAUGACCGAUUUGGACCCAACAAAUAAAAGCUCUUGUGAUGGACAAUAGAUUUAAACAUGUUUAAUGUGCCAAAUAUGAAUUUAGUGUCACUUUCAAUAGAAUAUAAUUAUUUUGUACUGUUUUGUAUCUGUAAGAUUUUACAUGCAUUUAAGAUUUCACUUAUAUGUAAUUUUCCCAUGUUUUGCAUUUAUAAGAAUUCUCUAAUUUCAAAGAGUAGUAUUUUAAAUUAUAAAAAGCACAAAAUAAUUUCAUAUUUAUGCUCCCUCGUAUAAAUCUUGAAGGAGGUAUUGUGGGAUUUGGUGUAUGGUUGCAAAUCUUGCUGAGGAAAACUACUUCCUCAGUUUUCACCCAGUGCUCACAAGACUUGGUACACACACACACAUUGGUCUUGGAGUGAAGGUGUGCUAGACACAUCUUUUUGUACGUGUUGGGUAUUGUGUUGCCAUAAGAUAAUGUAAAAUGUGGGUAAUAAAUCAAGGAAAAUGCUAUUUUCAUUUUCGUUUCUCUCAUGAGGUUUUAUCACCUUCAAUAUUUUCUAGUCUUUACUUAUUAUAGACUCUUUACUUUAUUUUGGUCUGCUUUCCUUUAAAAUAAUUCUCUGUAUUUUCCUCACUAUAAUAAGAAAAAGAAAAAUGAAAAUAAAAAGAAAGCAAUCUACACUUGCCAUGAGAGUAAUGUACAGGUAAUUCUAAGUGGAAUACCUCUGGACCAUGUGAAUCCAUUCCAAUAGAAGAAUUUCAACAUUGAAGAAUAAAUAAUAUUUGCAUUGUGGUAUGACAUGAACAUAAAUUGCUUUGAAGUAAGACAUUAUUUGAUGUGGGGAAGGUUGAUUUGUUGCAGACUUAUCUGUAUUUAUUUGAAUUGUUGUUCAUAAAAAAGCAGAGAGAACUAAUGAAUGAACCGGUAAAACUGUGUAUUAUGAUUCCCUUUAAUACACAUGCAAAUUAACUAAUUAUGUACAAUUCUUUAGAGAAGACUUUGGAGGAGAUAUAUUUUCAUCAUGAUUUGUCCAUCUAGUCUCUUGGUUCCAACAAGCCCAUCUUGUACAAAGCAGAUUCAGUCUUCUGCACUUUAAAUUCAAAUCCUCACUUGGCACAAUUCAGCAUUUGAAAACUACUUUUACAGUGUAACAUUAUCCAGCUUGGCCUUGUUCACAUAGGAUGUAAAGAAGGAUUCAUUUGCAAAACAAAAACAAAAACAAAAAAAUAGAACAAAGUGAAGUUUUACAUUGAAAAAAAAACCAGAUGUCUGUACACACAUAUAACAAAGUGUAAUAAAUUAUAGGACCUUAGUACCAGUUCUAUUUUUGUAGUACAUGCAUUUUCUGUUAGUUUUGCUUAUUCUAUAAUAUGUGAACAUGGCUUGGGCUUACUUGGAAAAUCAUGUGCAAUGUUUUGCUGGUAUGAUAAUGUUAUUUUUCAUGAGAAUAUUUAUUGCAACCAAUUUUAUAGAGAUAUAUGAAGUUAAUCAUAGGGCAACACACGAAUUUAAAGGCUUUUAUUCAUAAGCAUUGUUAGCCAGUUUAGCCGAAAUUGUGUCAUAACUUUACUAGACAUCAAUGUAAUGAGAGUUCAGCAUGCUAGAUUGAAGGUAUAGUUGAGCACCUUAUGGCAAAAUAAUAUGAUUGAAUUGUGCCUUGAUUUUAUUCUUCGAUAUUGGAUAUUUCAGUAGUCUCUCCCUUAAUGUUCAUUGAUAUACUUUUCAUGUUUUUGUGAAUUUGAUCAAGAAAAAGACAAGGAAUAGGGAUGGUUGAAUAGGCCUUUAUCGAGACCGUGAAUGCUGUAAAAACAAGAGCAUUAAUUCUUGAAUUUGUGAUAAUGAAUUAUGAAUUCCAUCUCCAGCGAAGUUACAGACAGACAGAAGAUAGUCAUCAACAUUUGAAUAAAUAUUAUAGGACGGACUUGAGUAGUGUUUUAAGUUUUAAAAUGUCUAGAACAUCAUUUUCUGUGUUCUUUCCUUUUAUAUUACGUACAUGUACUUGGAGAUUAAUGGUAAUGCUUAAUUGACAGUGUUAAUAUAUUAAGCUAUAUUAUUUUAUAUUAACUUUUGUUUUGAAAACAAAAGGUCACUAAUGAUUUUAAUUUUGCCAUCUUUUCAUGGCGGUUGUACAAAUUGUUUAUGGGAAAGAAAGUAAUGCAAAUUGUAAAAAAAAUGAAUGACUUCUACAUUAAUGGAUCCAUUUUUGGAAUCUAUUUCAUUAAAUGUUGGCAAUCGCA
This is a messenger RNA of Lytechinus pictus (painted urchin), 9197 nucleotides long. RefSeq names its product N-alpha-acetyltransferase 30-like. The transcript is spliced from 5 exons. Gene Ontology annotation, biological process: N-terminal peptidyl-methionine acetylation. Gene Ontology annotation, molecular function: protein-N-terminal amino-acid acetyltransferase activity. Gene Ontology annotation, cellular component: NatC complex. The record is from RefSeq and is a predicted model, not a curated record. The coding region runs from base 265 to 1377 and encodes 370 amino acids. Lineage: Eukaryota; Metazoa; Echinodermata; Echinoidea; Temnopleuroida; Toxopneustidae.